Molecule: messenger RNA, 6515 nt
Organism: Porites lobata
Lineage: Eukaryota; Metazoa; Cnidaria; Anthozoa; Scleractinia; Poritidae
Source: the annotation of a GenBank genome assembly
AUGUUUGCAGUUCAACAUGGUGGCUGGUGUGCGGCCAGUGCUACAGCACCAAAGACCUUUGACAAGUAUGGAAAAUCUACAGCUUGUGGACCUGAUGGCGAGGGAGGGCCAUGGGCUAAUCAAGUUUAUGUCAUCAAAGGUAAACUAAAGUAUCUUCCUUGUGAUAAGGAAGACCUGAAUAAUAUAUGCUACUUUCAAAAUGACUUGGUUCAUUGUCGCCAAAACGUUGUCAACGACAACGAAACUUAAAAGAAAAAACUUAGAAAGCAAUUCUCAUAUACUCUCUUAAAAUGUACCAGCAGUAAUGUUAUAUUUUAAAUAAAAUUUUAGCAUCCAUUGGAUGCUACCUGGACAAACCGAGUCGAGCAAUUCAACCCUUGGAAGGAAAGAAAAAGAAAGAAAAGAAAAGAAAAUGAAAAAGUAUAUAAGUGAAAUAAUGUGGUUCCUCUCUAGUCACAUUAAUCACCUCGCGAAUAACCUUAAAGAGAUAAAACGUCGAUUUGACAAGAACAUUACUUUUAUUUACAUGCUUAGGGUAUGAAACUAUUGGAUGUUACAGGGACACAUCAAACCGCGCAAUCGAGCCCUUGGAAGGAAAGGAUUCCAUUUUGGAUGGAGCAUAUCGGACUCGAAAGAAUCCAAUUGCAAAGUGUGCCGUGGCUGCAAUGAGAGCGGGUUACAGCAUGUUUGCAGUUCAACAUAGCGGCUGGUGUGCGGCCAGUGCUACAGCACCAAAGACCUUUGACAAAUAUGGAAAAUCUACAGCUUGUGGAUCUGAUGGCGAGGGAGGGCCAUGGGCUAAUCAAGUUUAUGUCAUCAAAGGUAAACUAAAGUAUCUUCCUUGUGAUAAGGAAGACCUGAAUAAUAUAUGCUACUUUCAAAAUGACUUGGUUCAUUGUCGCCAAAACGUUGUCAACGACAACGAAACUUAAAAGAAAAAACUUAGAAAGCAAUUCUCAUAUACUCUCUUAAAAUGUACCAGCAGUAAUGUUAUAUUUUAAAUAAAAUUUUAGCAUCCAUUGGAAGCUACCUGGACAAACCGAGUCGAGCAAUUCAGCCCUUGGAAGGAAAGAAAAAGAAAGAAAAGAAAAGAAAAUGAAAAAGUAUAUAAGUGAAAUAAUGUGGUUCCUCUCUAGUCACAUUAAUCACCUCGCGAAUAACCUUAAAGAGAUAAAACGUCGAUUUGACAAGAACAUUACUUUUAUUUACAUGCUUAGGGUAUGAAACUAUUGGAUGUUACAGGGACACAUCAAACCGCGCAAUCGAGGCCUUGGAAGGAAAGGAUUCCAUUUUGGAUGGAGCAUAUCGGACUCGAAAGAAUCCAAUUGCAAAGUGUGCCGUGGCUGCAAUGAGAGCGGGUUACAGCAUGUUUGCAGUUCAACAUAGCGGCUGGUGUGCGGCCAGUGCUACAGCACCAAAGACCUUUGACAAGUAUGGAAAAUCUACAGCUUGUGGAUCAGAUGGUGAAGGCGGACCAUGGGCGAAUCAAGUUUAUGUCGUUAACGGUAAGACGUUGUUUCGAUGUAGGUCCCUCAGUCACUUAGAAGAGACACAAGCCAUUGUAUGCUAUCAGUUGCCAGCCGUCCAGUAAAUUUUUUUUUUUUGAGCAACCAAUUUUUUCUCAUUCUAAAGCAGAAAAGGUAACUAUGAUGUAGAACUGACGCUUGAUACUAUGGAAAAUAACCAUAAACUAAAAGAUGACAUGACUCUCUAUCAAAUAAAAGUAAAGGAUCUCGCUAGUCAACUCUUAAAUUCACUCUAUUUUACCCUUUCAUGAGCACCAGCUCCCAGUAUUCGAAAUAUUUAUUCUGUGUCCGUUUUUAUCUCCUUUUAGGAUAUGGAUCCAUUGGAUGCUACAAGGACACCGGAAACCGAGCAAUUUUACCCUUGGAAGGAAAGGAUUCUAUUUUGGAUGGUGCAUAUUGGACUCGAAAAAACCCCAUUGAGAAGUGCGCAGUGGCUGCAAUAAGAGCAGGUUACAGCAUGUUCGCAGUUCAACAUAGUGGCUGGUGUGCGGCCAGUGCUACAGCACCAAAGACCUUUGACAAGUAUGGAAAAUCUACAGCUUGUGGAUCUGAUGGCGAGGGUGGACCAUGGGCCAAUGACGUUUAUGUAAUCAGAGGUGAGACAGCUAGAUAUAGUGUUUCGAUGUACACCCCGCAUUAUUAGACAUCACAUGCCACCAGUAGCUAACCGUCGUGUCUUUUUUCUUCUUUUUGAAGCAUCAGACGAAAUAUCAUCGUAAAUUCGAAAGGUUGUGGGUUGAGUUUCUUGUCGGUCCUCUCCCGUGCCCCGGAAGGCUUUUCUUGGGUACUCCAGUUUUUUUUUCUGGACUCUCUCCUGGAAUUAGUUAAUAAGGAUCAAAUAUAUAUUUGAGAAAGAAAGAAACCCCUAUAUAACACUAAAAUUCAGCAAGUAAACUUAAAAAGAAAUCCUUGUUAUAGGAAAAGUGCAAAUUUUGAAAAAAAUGGCCGUCAAAUUUCGGCUGCCAUAGAAUUCAAAGUAUGCUUGGCCAUACCCGUUACGACAGCCUUCAAAUGUUCCUAGAUAAUUUUUAGAAAAGUCGUUAGUUUUCAUAGCUCAAGAGGCUUUUAAACGAUCUUUGCUUAUUAAGGAUAUGAAUCCAUUGGAUGCUACAAGGACACCGCACAUCGUGCAAUCCACCCCUUGGAAGGAAAGGACCCUGUUUUGGAUGGAUCUUAUUUGAGUCGAAAAAACCCUGUGGAAAAGUGUGCCGCAGCUGCAAUGAGAGCGGGUUACGGCAUGUUUGCAGUUCAACAUGGCGGCUGGUGUGCGGCCAGUGCAAUAGCGCCACAGACGUUUAACACGUAUGGAAAGUCUACAGCUUGUAAGGAUGACGGCGAAGGUGGACCAUGGGGUAAUCAAGUCUAUGUGAUCAAUGGUAAGACUGUGUUUCGAGACACGCCUCCAAUCUGAAUUUGAUGAUGAGACAUGAGCCAUUUCAUGCUAUCAGUUACCGAGAAUAUUGGACACGUUUUCAUUUUUUAUGCAACCAGCUUUUUGUCACAGUUAUUUAAUUCUGAAGGUAACUAUUGUGUAACAUAUCGUAAUGGAGCAGAUCUUAAGGUAACAAGGCACGACAACUAUGAUAAAUAAAUAUAAAGAUAUCCCCAUCAGUUAAAAGUGACGGAACUCGUAACUUUAAAAACGUAAGUCCAUUCUCAUACACGGAUGUUUUAUCCUGUGUUUAGUUUUGUAUUCAGGAUAUGAAUCCAUUGGAUGCUUCCGGGACAGGCCAAGUCGAGCAAUUCAACCCUUGGAAGGAAAGAGUUCCCUUUUGGAUGGAACAUAUUGGACUCGAACGAAUCCCAUUGCAAAGUGUGCUGCAGCGGCUAUAAGAGCAGGUUACAGUAUGUUUGCUGUUCAACAUGGCGGCUGGUGUGCAGCCAGUGCUACAGCGGCGAAGACGUUUGACAAGUAUGGAAAAUCUACAUCUUGUAAGGAUGACGGCGAAGGCGGACCAUGGGGUAAUCAAGUUUAUGUGAUCAAAGGUAAGGUAGCUUUUGGAUACACGCCCGUCAUUUAUUUAGAUGAGAGACAUCAGCUAGUGCAAAAUGAUAAUAGUUGCCAAGCAUCUUCAAAAUAAUUUUUCUUGGUAUAAAACCUGGCUUUACGCUAAUGACUGCAUGGGUUCACCAUCAGAUAAGUGACAGAAAAGUUAACUCAGGAACCAUUUUCGUAAACUUUCUUUAAACCGUUAAAGGCAUCAACUCUCAAAAUUCAAAUGCAUAUUUGAAAUUACAGGGUCCGCGCAGAAGUUUCCGAAGGGCGGGAACCAGUGGAUUCAACUGAGCAUGCUAAGGAAAGUGGGGGUUGGGGUAAGAGAUCCGAGGACAUCUUCUAUGCGGGUUCAAACGGAUCUAGCGGUUAUAAAAGAGUUAACGGGAUUUUAGCGAUAGAAUGAACAACCUAAGCGGUUGCAAAAGAACCUGAAAAUUCAGGCUUGACCGAGAAUAGAACGCUUUGCCUUUGCGAUGGCCGGACGCCACGCUCAGAUUUUUCUUAGCAAAGAAGGAAUUGAUAAUUAUUGUCGAAAAGCUGAAUUCAUUGCGUUUCCAUGCAUGUCACUUUUUGUUAAAAAGCUUGAUGUUCCCGUACUUAAUUGUAAAUUACAAUUUCUAUAAACUUGCACUCUUACAGACACUUUAUAAACCCAUUUGACCACUUUUUGCGAGACUACAUCGCAUAAAAUGUCCAUGAAAUCCUAAUGUUUUCCUUGUAAAAUUCAAUCUACAUUUACAGAAAUCUUAAACCUUUCCACCUUUUAAAAUGUGAACAUAGUCCUUGUAAAAUACUCAAGGAAAAAACUCUGUAUAAUAGAUAAGAUGAAAUGUCAACAAAAUCUUCGUAAAUUUAACAAAAUAAAGGUGGAAAACGUUAAUGAAAAGUUGAAAAAAAUCUUUUUACAAUGUUUACAAAAAGUGCAAAGAAUGUUUGCACAAUAUACUCGGAGAAAUACAAGGAAACUGUGCAAGAUGUUUGUUUGUUUGUUUGUUUUUUUCUUCAAUAAAAUAACAAUGGAAGGAAAACAGGAAGAACACAAAUCGCAGCAAAAUAUGUGCAAAAGUGAACAAAAUGUUUGUAAAUGUCCAUAAACAAAGUACACGUCUUAAAAAUUUAAGUAUUUUAUUUUAAUUUUCUUUCAAAUGCUGACAUAAUAGAUAUUUGUUUCAUUAUUACAAUAAAGAAUUGAAUAGAUACAUAUAGAAACGAUAUUUUAUACAAGGUGCGUUUAAUUCUCCAGCCAUCGGAUAUAUCUAACUUUCCGAUCACAGAAGUUCAGGUUUCACGACGGUAAUCAUCGUUUUGUUGCUACAGAACUGUUUCGUAUGGUGCAAGGACCACACUCAUCAGGCAAUUUUUCAAUCGUCAAAAUUGCCUGAUGAGUGAGGUCCUUGCACGAUACGAAAAAGUUCUGUAGCAAUAAAACGAUGAUUACUCGUGAAACCUGAACUUCUGUGAAUUUAUAGCUGAUGCUCCUCAAUAAAUUGAGUCGAGCGCUCUACGAAAUGCGUUCUACUCAAAAAACGAAUUUGUAUAUAUAUAAAGAAUUGUGUAUAUAUAUUAUUCAGUUAGAUGUUCACUGGUCUCUCUCUCUAUAUAUAUAUAGUAAGUCGCACAUUAAAAAAAAAAAAAAAAAAAACAUCAAGACACCUCCUCUCAAAAAUAAUGAGUAAAGUUUACUUGUGAAGAAGAGGUGUUCUUCAAGUUCACAUGCCGCAGGCAAAUGGUUUCUUCAUAGUCCCUUACACGGACGAUUAUGCUAUUUUUUACACCUUUGCUGAAAGUUAUUGAAGUUAUUUUAUCUGCAAUUCUAAGGCAUUUUCCAACCUUUAAGCAGCGGCUAAUUCAUAGGAUUCAUGUACUGAAGACUUAUUGUGGUUAAGGCAAAGAACCAGAUCCUUAGUCUAUUAUCAAAGACUGAAUUUCUUUAAUGAAGAUCUUUAGGAAAGAAUAUACUUUUUUGCAUGACACAAAUGGGGUGGGGAAUGGGGGAGCCGUAAGGCCCUUUGCUCCCCCCACCCCGCAGGCCCUGCUGUUAUAUCAAAGUUUCUUUUACAUUCAGGGUAUGAAUCCAUUGGAUGCUACAGGGACACCGGAAACCGAGCAAUCCUACCCUUGGAAGGAAAGGAUUCUAUUUUGGAUGGGGCAUAUUGGACUCGAAAGAACCCCAUUGCAAAGUGUGCCGCGGCUGCAAUGAGAAGAGACUACAGCAUGUUUGCAGUUCAACAUGGUGGCUGGUGUGCAGCCAGUGCUACAGCAGGGAAGACGUUUAACAAGUAUGGAAAGUCUACAGCUUGUGGAUCCGAUGGCGAAGGCGGACCAUGGGCUAAUCAAGUUUAUGUUAUCAAAGGUUAGUGUAUGAUAUCUUAAGUUGUGCUUAUCUAACUGCAGACUUUACUGUUAUGGUAAACUAUGAAAAGGAAUUUAUUCACAAACGUUUCAACAAAAAACGUCAGGUAAUCCUCUGUGACUCCUUCAAGAGAUAUCAGCUUUGAUAUUUUAACUUUGAUUAAAUUUUAGCAUCUAUUGGAUGUUACAAGGACACCUCAAAUCGAGCAAUCCAGCCCUUGGAAGGAAAGGAUCCUAUUUUGGAUGGAUCAUAUUUGAGUCGGAAGAACCCCAUUAAAAAGUGCGCCGUGGCUGCCUCUAGAGCUGGUUACAGCAUGUUUGCAGUUCAACAUGGUGGCUGGUGUGCAGCCAGUGCUGCAGCACCAGAGACCUUUGACAAGUAUGGAAAGUCUACAGCUUGCGGUUCUGAUGGCGAAGGUGGACCAUGGGCUAACCAAGUUUAUUGUAUGGCUAAUUGCUGAUCUGUUAGUGGCCCUGGAUGAGUUGUUUGCCACGAGAGUGUACACCUCUCCGUAGCAGAAAAAAAUAGAAUAAGGGCUACAUGGGACAGCCGAAACAGUGGUUGCUCCACUGUUUAACGUAGGUCAGUUUAUAGUAGCAUAGAGCUGAUGUGGAGAAAUGUAAGCUUUAGGAGUUUGUUU